Ochotona curzoniae (black-lipped pika) is the source of this 2596-nucleotide messenger RNA. RefSeq names its product anaphase promoting complex subunit 5 (gene ANAPC5). The coding region runs from base 118 to 2382 and encodes 754 amino acids. Gene Ontology annotation, molecular function: protein binding. Gene Ontology annotation, cellular component: anaphase-promoting complex. The record is from RefSeq and is a predicted model, not a curated record. Gene Ontology annotation, biological process: anaphase-promoting complex-dependent catabolic process; protein K11-linked ubiquitination; positive regulation of mitotic metaphase/anaphase transition. NCBI's taxonomy places the organism in Eukaryota, Metazoa, Chordata, Mammalia, Lagomorpha, Ochotonidae. The transcript is spliced from 17 exons.
GCGCGCGAGGGUGCCAAUUUCCCGGGCUCGCAGGGCGGACGGACGGAUCGAUGGGAUAUUGGGCGACCCGCAAGAUGUUCUGAGGCGACGGUGGGCGCUGCGCCUGGCGGUCCCGCCAUGGCCAGCGUCCACGAAGGCCUCUACUAUAGCUCAAUGAUGAACCAAGGUGUGGUGCACGCCAGCGUGUUUGGCAUCAAGGACUGGGUAACGCCCUAUAAGAUCGGGGUGCUGGUGCUGCUGAGCGAGAUGAGCCAUGCGGGCGAGGACGCCAUCAGCCUGCUGGAGCGGCGGCGGCUGAACCAGCUGCUGCUGCCGCUGCUGCAGGGCCCAGAUAUCACGUUGUCCAAACUCUAUAAGUUAAUUGAAGACUGCUGUCCUCAGCUGGCAAAUUCAGUGCAGAUCAGAAUCAAACUGAUGGCUGAAGGUGAAUUGAAGGAUAUGGAACAAUUUUUCGAUGACCUUUCGGAUUCUUUUUCUGGAACUGAGCCAGAAGUUCACAAAACAAGUGUCGUAGGCUUGUUUCUGCGUCACAUGAUUUUGGCCUAUAGCAAGCUGUCCUUCAGUCAAGUGUAUAAGCUCUACACCGCCCUUCAGCAGUAUUUCCACAGCGCGGAGAGAAAGGCAGUGGAGGACACAGAUAUGGAACUGACCCGAGAGGACGGAGAAAGAAAAAUGGAGAAAGAAGAUCUUGAUGUGUCUGUGAGAGAAGAGGAGGAAGCUUGCAGUGGACCUCUAUCUCAGAAGCAGGCAGAAUUUUUUCUUUCUCAACAGGCUUCUCUGCUCAAGAAUGAUGAGACCAAAGCCCUCACCCCAGCUUCGCUGCAGAAGGAGCUGAACAACUUACUCAAGUUCAAUCCUGACUUUGCGGAGGCGCAUUACCUCAGCUAUCUAAACAACCUGCGCGUCCAGGACGUCUUCAGCUCCACGCAUAGCCUCCUGCACUACUUCGACCGCCUGAUUCUCACCGGGGCCGAGGGCAAGAGCAACGGCGAGGAGGGCUACGGCCGGAGCCUGAGAUACGCCGCUCUCAACCUGGCUGCCCUGCACUGCCGCUUUGGCCACUAUCAACAGGCAGAGCUCGCCCUGCAGGAGGCAAUUAGGAUUGCCCAGGAGUCCAACGACCACGUGUGUCUCCAGCACUGUUUGAGCUGGCUCUAUGUGCUGGGGCAGAAGAGAGCCGAUAGCUAUGUCCUGCUGGAGCACUCGGUGAAGAAGGCAGUGCAUUUUGGGUUACCGUACCUCGCCUCCCUGGGAAUACAGUCCCUUGUUCAACAGAGAGCUUUCGCCGGGAAGACGGCCAACAAGCUGAUGGAUGCCCUCAAGGCCUCCGACCUCCUGCACUGGAAGCACAGCCUGUCGGAGCUCAUCGACAUCAGCAUAGCCCAGAAAACGGCCAUCUGGAGGCUGUACGGGCGCAGCACCAUGGCCCUGCAGCAAGCUCAGAUGUUGCUAAGCAUGAACAGCCUGGAGUCGGUGAAUUCUGGCGUGCAGCAAAACAACACCGAGUCCUUUGCCGUGGCACUCUGCCACCUUGCAGAGCUACACGCGGAACAGGGUUGUUUCGCUGCAGCUGCCGAAGUGCUGAAGCACCUGAAGGAGCGAUUUCCCCCCAACACCCAGCAUGCGCAGUUAUGGAUGCUGUGUGAGCAGAAAAUACAGUUUGACAGAGCAAUGAAUGAUGGCAAAUACCAUCUGGCCGACUCGCUCGUGACAGGGAUCACAGCUCUCAACAGCAUGGAGGGUGUGUACAGGAAAGCAGUCGUGUUGCAAGCUCAGAACCAGAUGUCCGAGGCGCACAAGCUGCUGCAGAAGCUGCUGAGUCACUGCGAGAAGCUCAAGAACACGGAGAUGGUGAUUAGCGUGCUGCUGUCGGUGGCAGGCCUGUACUGGCGCUCCUCCUCCCCGACCAUCGCGAUGCCCUUGCUCCUGCAUGCCCUGGCCCUCUCCAAGGAAUACCGGCUGCAGUACCUGGCCUCUGAAACAGUGCUCAACUUGGCUUUUGCCCAGCUCCUCCUCGGCAUCCCGGAGCAGGCCCUGACCCUCCUCCACAUGGCCAUCGAGCCCAUCCUGGCCGACGGGGCCAUCCUGGACAAGGGCCGAGCCAUGCUCCUCGUGGCCAAGUGCCAGGUGGCUUCGGCAGGUUCCUACGAGCCAGUGAAGAAAGCAGAAGCUCUGGAGGCCGCCAUCGAGAACCUGAACGAAGCCAAGAACUAUUUUGCCAAGGUCGACAGCAAGGAGCGUAUCAGGGACGUCUGCUACCUCCAGGCCAGACUUUACCACGCGCUGGGGAAGACACAGGAGAGGAACCGCUGUGCCAUGCUCUUCCGGCAGCUGCACCAGGAGCUGCCCUCUCACGCCGUGCCCUUGAUCAACCACAUCUAGCCCCGAUGUGCCGCCCGGCUGCCGCACAGAGCGUCAGACCUGGAACUUGCUCCUCCGCUUCCUGUGCUGAUGACACAAUGUCCGCCUCGCUGGUAAAGUGCCUCUGGCCAGUCUGCCUUGUGGCUCUGAGGACACACUUGUCUUGUUCUUCCUCUUCGCUCCUUGUGGCCACAUGGGACAUCAUCGGUUUGUUAAUGAAAGGCUGUUUGGCUAA